AUGUCCAAGUCAUUUACCGCAGCCGACGUCGCGUCGCAUAACAAGCCCAAUGAUCUUUAUGUCACCAUCGACGACGAUGUCUACGACCUGACCAAAUUCCAGGACGAGCAUCCAGGCGGCAAGAAGAUCCUCACGCGGGUCGCCGGCAAGGACGCCAGCAAGCAGUUCUGGAAAUACCACAAUGACGGCAUUCUCAAGAAAUACAAGGCGAAGCUGCAAGUCGGCUCCCUCAACACCAAGAAGAAUGCUGCCCCGCCAUCCCCACCAGCCACUCCCCCGGCUGCGGAGAAGAAGGAGGUAGUGAAGCCCAAGGCCGAGAGUGGUGUAAGGCAGGUGGUUGACAACUCCGAUGCGGAGGCUCUAGAGCCGUUUGGAGAUUUGGUUCCCUUUGGGGAUCCCAGCUGGUAUCAAGGUUACCACUCACCCUACUUCAAUCAAUCGCAUGCCGACCUGCGCGCCGAAAUCCGCGAAUGGGUUAGCACCGAAGUCGAGCCCUACGUGGGGGAGUGGGAUGAGGCGAAGAAGGUCCCCGAUUCGAUUUACAAGGCGAUGGGAACACGCGGAUAUCUUGCAGGGCUAAUGGGAAUGCAUUAUCCAGUCGACUACACGGAUAACAGGGUGAAGAGCGUUCCGCCUGAGAAGUGGGAUCUCUUCCACGAGAUGCUGCUCACGGACGAGCUUUCGCGCGCUGCCAGUGGAGGGUUUGUCUGGAAUGUUAUCGGUGGGUUCGGCAUUGGAUGCCCUCCUCUCGUGAAGUUUGGCAAGAAGGAGCUGGUUAAGAGGAUCCUGCCUGGAAUCUUGAACGGUGACAAGAGAAUCUGUCUUGCUAUUACCGAGCCGGAUGCUGGGAGCGAUGUUGCCAAUCUGACAUGCGAGGCUAAGCUGAGCGAGGAUGGAAAACAUUAUAUCGUCAACGGCGAGAAGAAGUGGAUCACCAACGGUAUUUGGUCUGAUUAUUUCACUACCGCCGUGAGAACAGGCACCCCCGAGAGUGGCAUGAACGGUGUCAGUGUGCUACUGAUUGAGCGAAGCAUGGGUGGUGUGAGCACGCGGAAGAUGGACUGCCAGGGCGUGUGGUCCAGCGGAACUACAUAUAUUACAUUCGAAGACGUUAAGGUCCCAGUUGAGAACUUGAUCGGAAAGGAAAACCAGGGCUUCAAAGUCAUCAUGACCAACUUCAACCACGAACGCAUCGGUAUCAUCAUCCAAUGCAUCCGCUUCUCCCGCGUCUGCUACGAGGAGUCUGUCAAAUACGCACACAAGCGCAGGACCUUCGGCAAAAAGCUCAUUGAGCACCCCGUCAUCCGUCUCAAGCUUGCUCACAUGGCCCGCCAAAUCGAAGCCUCCUACUCCUGGUUGGAAUCCCUUAUCCACCAAAUCUCACACAUGCCCGAACAUAUCGCUAUGUUGCGGCUUGGUGGCCCAAUCGCCAGUCUCAAGGCACAGUCUACUGUUACGUUUGAGUUCUGCGCUCGUGAGGCCAGUCAGAUUUUCGGGGGUCUAAGUUAUUCUCGUGGAGGACAGGGAGGGAAGGUUGAGCGGUUGUAUAGGGACGUCAGAGCUUAUGCUAUCCCUGGAGGAAGUGAGGAGAUCAUGCUGGAUUUGAGCAUCCGUCAGAGUUUGAAGGUGGGGAAGGUCAUGGGGAUGAAGUUGUAG
This is a messenger RNA of Venustampulla echinocandica, 1656 nucleotides long. Its product is annotated as Acyl-CoA dehydrogenase. Gene Ontology annotation, molecular function: oxidoreductase activity, acting on the CH-CH group of donors; flavin adenine dinucleotide binding. The transcript is spliced from 3 exons. NCBI's taxonomy places the organism in Eukaryota, Fungi, Ascomycota, Leotiomycetes, Helotiales, Pleuroascaceae. The record is from RefSeq and is a predicted model, not a curated record. The coding region runs from base 1 to 1656 and encodes 551 amino acids.